AUGUCUUUGGGGAGGAUUUUUAAACAAGCAACUGUUCUUUCACUGCUGCUCCUGUCCUGGUGUGCUGUAAAGAUACAGGGCGAGUGUCCAUUCGAGUGCUCCUGCCCAUCGUCUCCCACCUCAUGUCCACCAGGCAUCAGUUCAGUGCUCGAUUCCUGUGGCUGCUGUAGGAUGUGUGCCAGGCAGUUUAACCAGGACUGCAGUGCCACAGAACCCUGCGACCACAUCAAGGGUCUGCGCUGCCACCUAGGGGCCAAAGGAGACCCCACCAGAGGCUUGUGCCGAGCAGAGGCACAGGGGAGACCGUGUGAGCUGGACGGCCGAGUCUAUCAGCACGGCGAGGACUUUCAGCCCAGCUGUGAGCACCGCUGUACCUGCAUAGAUGGAGUCGUGGGCUGCAUGCCCCUCUGUCCCCACCACGUGCCCCUGCCCGACUGGCGCUGCGCCUGGCCUCGUCUCACCAAGCUGCCUGGACGCUGCUGCCAAGAGUGGGUGUGUGAUGAUGAUAACCACAUUGCUGAAGAUGACCUGACGUUUGAGAGCGCUCUGAACAAUGACAGCAAGCACAGCGACCUCACCAGCAACGAGUUGUUGGUUAUGGCACAGACACCGUGGGUCACCAGUUCAGGAGAACCGCAGCAUGAGUGGAUUUCCUCCUCUUCAACCCACAACCUGGUCCCCGCCACGUGCUUCCUGCAGAUCACUGAUUGGUCCCCUUGCUCAGCCACCUGUGGGAUGGGAGUGUCCAGCAGGGUGACCAAUAGCAAUGCGGAGUGUCGGUUGGUCAAGGAGACGCGUCUGUGUCAGAUCCGUGAGUGUGGCAGCAGCACAGUGUUGUUACUCAAGAAAGGUAAAAAGUGUCAGAGAACCAUUAGGCCACAUGAACCUACUCACAUCUCAUUUGCUGGCUGCUCCAGCGUGCACCGUUACCGCCCACGUUCCUGCGGAUCCUGUGUCGAUGGGCGCUGCUGUGUACCCGCCAUCACCCGCACCGUGCAUGUGCGAUUCCGCUGCCCGCAGGGACAGGUAUUUACCCGUGAUGUCAUGUGGAUCGAGCAGUGCAGCUGCCAACAGAACUGCAGCACCGGAGCAACAACGCAGCACCCGGAACUGCUCAGCCUGCCCAAUGACAUACACACCUUCACACACUAGUCAUGUUACCUAUCACAUUUAGUGCACUUAAUAUCACAUGUCAUGAAAAUAUCUAAGUGUGGGUUUCUUCUGGGGUAAGCCAAGACACCUACUGCAUGUUUUGAAGGGACCCUUUUGUGGACCCAAGAAAAACUCACAGAAAGUGACUUCAGGUGAGGUUUAAACCCAGGUCCCCUGGACCUUUGUGCUGUGCCACACUGACUAUCAGCUGUGCUGCUGUGCUAUUUAUUUCUUUUUAACAAAUGCAACA
Trichomycterus rosablanca is the source of this 1402-nucleotide messenger RNA. RefSeq names its product cellular communication network factor 1, like 1 (gene ccn1l1). The record is from RefSeq and is a predicted model, not a curated record. Gene Ontology annotation, biological process: signal transduction; cell adhesion. Gene Ontology annotation, molecular function: integrin binding; heparin binding. Lineage: Eukaryota; Metazoa; Chordata; Actinopteri; Siluriformes; Trichomycteridae. Gene Ontology annotation, cellular component: extracellular matrix; extracellular region. Bases 1 to 1152 code for a protein of 383 amino acids. The transcript has 5 exons.